GUAAUCCUCUUGAUCUCUUUCACAAACAAUACAUAACACUGAAAUUAAUGAUUAAAUACUGUUGUGUUAUGUUCUAAACGGCAAACAACUACAAACCCACUGUUAGAAUAACCACAGGUGAAACUUUAUUCUUCCAAAGCAAGGAAACAAGAGGUGACAGUUAAAGACAGUGUGAGUGGGAGCUGACAUGCCAGGUUACUUUCUGGGUGGAACAAUCUAGGGACCCUGUCAGGAAGGGAUCACUGGGAAUGUCACCCCUCUUUAAAGCUCACAGAUAUCCAGAACUAGGCUAUGGUAAAAUAGAAAAAUAAAAAAUCAACAAAACAGGUAUUAUCUACAAAUAUAGAAAUAAACCCUGAAUGAUGCUUCAAAACAAAUGUUCUUGGAAAUCUAUAAGCAUUAAGUAAGAUAAUUUCCCACAAAAAUCUCCCUUUGUUGUUUCAUAGUAGUGUUUGCAUAAAAAACUGAAUAGCUAUUUAAUUGGUUAUCUGAUACCAGUCAAUGAAUUGUAUUUCAUAGACCUAGUUUCUUGGAGAUUCAUUUUGUAAUGUUAUUACAAAGUAGACAUGUUCACAGGCAAUGGUACAAUGGUAAAAAAUAACUGGUCAGAUUUGUUUUUCGAUGCAAAUGUAUCAAGCAGUGAUGGUCUACAGAAAAAUACAAUUCCUAUAUUGUAGUACAGUUUAUAAAAACACAUUGUAAAUAGUUUUGUAUUGUAUUUCACACUAAUUUAAAGAACUUAACCUCUUCAGUGUAUAACAACAGGCAUUAUGAAGUCUUGAAAGGUCUUGACAAAGUUAAUGCAAUGGGCUUCAUCAAAGUCAGUAGUUACUAUGGCCGUCUUGGGAGUUUAAGAAAAACCUAACCUAAUGGGCUAAUCUGUUUUUUUUUUUUUAGGAUUCCCUCACAGUACAAAGAAUGCUGUGUAGGGUAAUUAAUUGGCUUUUCUAAAUUAGGUUAAAGCCCAGUGAGUAGCGGCGGUAUAAUGGACUUAGACUAAACGAUAAUUGAAAAUGGAUGGAAAGGUGGAUGCUAGACAUGGACGGAGGACGUUUACUCUGGUCUAUUCCUGCUCAAGGUUAGAUAGUCAAGACUAGUUGCUGGACGAGUGAACGGAUUGACAGGCGGAAGUUGAUGUGUGUACACAUUUUGACUGACUAUGUGAUAUUUGCCGAACUGUUGAUGCAGUGUAGAAGGGAGAUGUGUGGGGUGCGGAGGCAGUGAUUUCUCCGUUGCCACGGCGUUGGGACUCUUGGGAAAGCAGCCAUGGCCUCUGUGGCCCAGCCGAAGAGCACGUCCCCCGAGCAGGGCCAGUACUCCUCGGACAGGUACGCACGGCUCCUCCUGGCCCAGAUGAACAAGAUGCGGCUGAGGAAGGAUUUCUGUGAUGUGCAGCUGCAGGUGGGGGGCCGAGGCUUCAGCGUGCACAGGCUCGUCCUGGCGGCCAGCAGCCCCUACUUCUCUGCGCUGUUCGCGGGGGGCAUGCGGGAGGCCAACCGAGACUUCGUGCAGAUUCUCGGCGUGGAGGCCGACGCGUUUGAAAUACUGCUGGAGUUCAUAUAUACAGGUAUGAUCAACGUCAAUGUGGACAAUGUCCAGGAGUUAAUCGUUGCCGCAGAUAUGCUCCAGCUCAGUGAGGUGGUCAGUAUUUGCUGUGAGUUUCUCAAGGCGCAGAUGGAUCCGUCCAACUGCGUGGGAAUUUACCAGUUCCUGGAGCAGAUAGCCUGUCUUGAGAUGCUGGAGUUCACAGAGAACUACAUUUACGUUCACUUCCUGGAGGUAUGCGUGGCAGACGAGUUUGCCGGCCUCUCGAAGGACCAGCUGGUGAAGCUGCUGCGCAGUGAGGAGCUGCGGAUCGAAGACGAGUACCAGGUGUUCACCGCCGCCAUGGGCUGGGUGCUGAAGGACGUGCCCAAGAGGAAGAAACACGUGGUGGAGGUCCUAGACCCCGUGCGCUUCCCCCUUCUCUCUCCGCAGCGGCUCUUCAAGUACAUCGAGGGCAUUUCUGACUUUAGCCUGCGGGUGGCACUGCAGACCUUGCUGAGAGAAUACACUGAAGUGAGCAAGUCUCCCAAGGAGAACAAGAUGUUCAGUUUACUGCAGCCAGCAAAGACGCGUCCACGAAGAAAGGCAAGGAAGUAUCUUUAUGCUAUAGGGGGAUACACGCGCCUGCAGGGCGGCCGGUGGAGUGACAGCCGGGCACUGAGCUGUGUAGAGCGCUUCGACUCCUUCAGCCAGUACUGGACCACAGUGUCCUCCCUGCACCAGGCGCGCAGCGGGCUAGGCGUUGCGGUGCUGGAGGGCAUGAUCUACGUGGUUGGAGGGGAAAAGGACUCUAUGAUAUUUGACUGUGCUGAGAGAUAUGACCCAGUGACGAAGCAGUGGGCUGCUGUGGCUUCUCUGAACUUCCCACGCUGUGGAGUGGGUGUCUGUCCCUGCCAUGGAGCUCUUUAUGCAUUAGGGGGAUGGAUCGGCUCAGAGAUUGGGAAAACCAUGGAGCGGUAUGACCCAGCGGAAAACAAAUGGGAAAUUGUAGGCAGCAUGCCAGUUCCUCGAUAUUACUUUGGUUGUUGUGAGAUGCAAGGGUUCAUCUAUGUGAUUGGAGGUAUCAGUGAUGAGGGGAUAGAGCUACGCUCGGCGGAGAUGUACGAUCCUAUUGCCAAGCGCUGGAGUGCUCUGCCUGUCAUGGUCAUGCGCCGGGCAUAUGUGGGCGUAGCCUGCCUCAACAACUGUAUCUACGCAGUCGGGGGGUGGAACGAGGCCUUGGGUUCGUUGGAGACAGUGGAGAAAUACUGCCCUGAGGAGGAGAAGUGGGUGGAAGUUGCCCCCAUGGCCAUGGCGCGGGCAGGAGUUUCGGUGGCGGCGGUCAAUGGGCUUCUCUAUGCCGUGGGGGGGCGGGCGUCCAGCCGCGACUUUUCCGCGCCCGUGACGGUGGACUCCGUUGAGAUCUACGACCCCCACCUGGAUACCUGGACCGAGAUCGGCAACAUGAUCACCAGUCGCUGCGAUGGAGGAGUGGCUGUGCUCUGAGACACCUGCAUCUGUACUGUGCCUCCCACUCCUCACAUGGCCAAACCAGCAACAGCACACUAAAGCUCUUCAGACACCACCUCUGGAGUGGAUCAUAGUGGUUUUAUAUCACACAAGCACUGUGCACAACAGCUUGAUCAUCGGGACUGGCUUGGGACUGGCUUGGGAGUUAUUUAGUUCGUAUCAUUUUUUUAUCUUUUUAACAGAUCUGACCCUGUAUUAGGUAAAAAUACAGAGAUUCUAAAAGUCACGCCGAGAGAAAAAGCAGUCUGGGUCUUUCUCCAGCACCAACAUUGCUAAAGCCUUCAAAGUGCUGUUAUAAUAUGAGGUGAAAGACCCUCUGAUGGGGUCUUUAUUCCAGUGCACAGCUGUUGGUUAUUUUUCAUUCAAUAGCAAAUAAGUGUUAACGAACUUCUAUUUUAAAUGGUCCCUCAAGUGUGUGAAUUUAAAAGUUUAAAUCAUCGGGGAGGAAAAAAAAUAUUUUUUUUCUCAUGGGACCUGAGAUACAACAUUCAGGGUCUGGAAGUAACCUUCCGGUUCCUACAAAAAGUGUUUAGAAGGUGAGCUGGAGGUGCUGUUACAGGUUAUUCUCUGUAAAUGAACAAGCUAAGCACUACGCAGUGGGGAUUUUAUUUGCUUGUACCCCACAUGCCAGCACUUUAGGAAAAUUAACAAAGAAGAAUAACUCGAGGUCUAGAGAAGAAGACACUUUAACUGUGGAGUGCUGCUUGUUUCAUGGGAAAAAAAACUCCAUCAACACAUUUUUCACAUCCUAGUGCCAAGGACACGGAAAUUACAUAUUUCACCUUUUUUCCAUUACGUACAUAGUUGGGCAACUGUGAAAGCUUUUUACUCCAAAGAAGAAUGUACACUUAAUUUCCUGAAAGUAAUUAUAUGAAUAUAAAGAAGCCAAUCAUGCUAUAAACAAUAUUGAUAUACUGUACAAGAAAAAUUAACUUUUUAAUUUCAGCAUAGUUCUCAGAUUUUGAAUGGACUAUAUUUGAAACAACGUGCUUUGAUAGUUUUCACAGCCCAUUUUCAAUAAUUAAUUUGCUUAGAAUUAUUUUUUUCACCUUUCAAAAUUCAGUAACUUCAAUACAGAAAGAAUGAUACCAAGAUAUAGAAGAUAUGUAACUGGCAUAGAGAAAAGUUGCCCUUCAGGACUUCUGAAUGGUCACUGUUUCCAAAUGUAGAAGCAUUCUUAUGUACAACCUUUGCUGACUCAAGAUUGACUCUGCUUUGGAAAAAGUGUAAUUUAUCUUUUGUAAUACUGUUUGCUCUUACUAGAUGUGCAUUUCAAUUUUUUGCAGUGAGUCAAUUUUGACCAGGAGCUGCAUGCUGUUAAAUUCUCCAUGACAGUAUGUGAAAGGUCAAUAUCUAGUUCAGUGUCUGCAGCUGUUACUGUGAACACUAGGGUUCUCAAUUCUGGUGUCCUUCCAAAAGUCUGUGACAGCACUUUUAUUAGUCAUCGUCAUUGGCUAAAUUAUUUAAUUAAAGGCUCCAGAGUCACUGAUAGAUUUUUAAUAAGAAAGCUAAAGUGUUGUACACAUAAUAAUAUUGUCAUUACUCUGUGCAAGAUAAAAUCUUCAGAUACUCCUUUUUAAUUUUGUGUAGGCUACAAAACGCCUGUAAUCGAAAACUGUAAAAUUAAAAUAAUGCCGGACUGCUUUAAAGUA
Messenger RNA from Lepisosteus oculatus (spotted gar), 4706 nucleotides. RefSeq names its product intracisternal A particle-promoted polypeptide (gene klhl27). The record is from RefSeq and is a predicted model, not a curated record. NCBI's taxonomy places the organism in Eukaryota, Metazoa, Chordata, Actinopteri, Semionotiformes, Lepisosteidae. Gene Ontology annotation, molecular function: actin binding.